AUACUAGGUCAAAGGUCAUUGUUCAUUUUUCGUUCGGAUGACUACUCUGGCUUAAAACUAUCCCGUGCCAUUGUCCGAGAGAGAAAAUCCUAUGGUCCGUGAGUUGUCAUUGUCUAGACCUGGAGCUAGCAAGUCACACAUUCCAUACCAGCAAUAUCGAAUCACGAACCGAACUGGCCGUCGGCAGAAAAAUUGAUAGAGAACAGAAGGAAUAGGAAAGAUGGCUUCCUUCUUGAAUACAAUGUGUGUACCUCUUUCUGCUACACUCAGAUCUUACCUCCAAGCACACACGAUACAUCUACCAUGUCUACACUGAGCGCUGGUACUGGCACUCUUAGCCACUCCGACUCAACUAAAACAAUCAAAGCCCGUCAUCAUUAUCUUCCCAUCGAACCUCCAUCCUACUUAUCAACAGCCGUUCGUGGUCUCAAGGGCAGCUUACACGUACUAACACCACCUAGUAAUGCUCGCACAAAGGGACCGUUCAAACCUCGCUCAUCAAGAGGGACGACGAGCUAUCAACUCCGCAAGUUUGCAGAAGAGACCUUAGGCAGUGGGAGUUUGCGGAAGGCUGUCAAAUUACCUGAGGGGGAGGAUGUGAAUGAGUGGCUGGCCGUUAAUGUGGUCGACUUUUACAAUCAGAUCAAUUUGCUUUAUGGCUCAAUUACGGAGUUUUGCUCGCCGCAAUCAUGUCCCGAGAUGAAGGCUACAGAUGAAUUUGAGUACCUCUGGCAAGACUCGGAGAACUACAAACGACCAACAAAAAUGUCCGCACCAGAAUAUAUUGAACAUUUAAUGGCCUGGGUUCAAGGCAACAUUGAUAAUGAGCAGAUGUUUCCCAGCCGAACUGGCGUCCCAUUCCCCAAAACAUUUCCUGCACUCAUCCGCCAGAUGUUCAAACGUCUUUACCGCGUGUAUGCCCACAUCUACUGCCACCAUUACCACGUCAUCCUCAAACUAGGUCUUGAGCCGCAUCUCAACACAAGUUUCAAGCAUUAUGUGCUGUUCAUUGAUGAGCAUACCUUAGCCAGCGGCAAGGACUUUUGGGGUCCAUUGGGAGACUUGGUGGAGAGUAUGUUGAAGAGUGAUUAAUCUUUUCUUCCGGGUAAUUAUUGGACGAGGCAUGGGUAUCGUACUGAGUUGUGUUUAGCAUUGCAUAUGGGUUUUCUAUCAUAUUCUCGACUUGUGUGAUUAUCGGGCGUUUUUUAUUGGGAUUUCUUACAUUCAUUAUCACCUUUUCUCGAUGUUGAGGUGAUAGCUUCAUUUCUGUCCAUUGCAUCGUAUGAUUUCUCAUGGAUUACUGCUUAUUACAUAAAGGGGAUGAGCAUUUCACUUUCGGGGUUUAAUUCAGUAGAUUUCUCCUGUUUUCCUCUUUUCAUGUAUUAAUGAAUAAAUAUUCUUCAUGGAUCUUUCAUUAUAUUGUAUGAAGAUGGGUCAUGAGGCACGUGGCAUCCUAGCCCAAAUUACCCCGAAAUAUGGAAUCAUUAGCACCUGUC
Molecule: messenger RNA, 1496 nt
Organism: Talaromyces stipitatus ATCC 10500
Lineage: Eukaryota; Fungi; Ascomycota; Eurotiomycetes; Eurotiales; Trichocomaceae
Product: protein kinase regulator (Mob1), putative
Exons: 5
Coding region: 304-1092 (262 amino acids)
Biological process (GO): positive regulation of protein phosphorylation; signal transduction; cell division
Cellular component (GO): cytoplasm; nucleus
Molecular function (GO): protein kinase activator activity
Source: RefSeq, a predicted model, not a curated record